This is a messenger RNA of Medioppia subpectinata, 1182 nucleotides long. NCBI's taxonomy places the organism in Eukaryota, Metazoa, Arthropoda, Arachnida, Sarcoptiformes, Oppiidae. The record is from the annotation of a GenBank genome assembly.
UAUUGUCCACAUUUGGGCGCAAAUCUCGGUGUCGGCGGACAUGUGGUGACUGAGUCAGAGUCGGGCGACGACUGUAUUCAGUGUCCAUUCCAUGGCUGGAGGUUUGGCGGAGACGGACAGUGCAAACACAUACCUAAUCUCGAAAAGAGUGAAUUGAUAGCAUUGAAGGCAAGGGUUAAGCGGUGGCGAGUGAUGGAGAGAAACGACAUGAUAUACGUCUGGCAUCACACAAGCGAUGCAGAGCCCGACCACUGCCUCCCAGACCUGUCCAAGAAGUACAACAUUCCCAACCUUACAGUACUCUCCAAAUACACCUACAAGUUAUACACAUCAUCACAGCAAGUAAUGGAAAACCUAAUUGACAUUGAGCACAACGACUAUGUGCACGCGCAUUUCAUCAGGGGUGUUCUAAGCACCAAGUUCAUUAUAACGGGCGAUGGCACUGAGGACAGUCCGAUGGUCGUAUUCAUCGAGUUAUUUCUAUUUAAUAGUAAAGUCACCACAAUGCACCUGGAGCAAAGGGCGUGCACACCCGCAUACGCCGAGUCCCACAUCAAAUACAUCGGUAUACCAGGGGUUACGCCCGCGAUGUUAAUCUUGUCGGCUAUCAGUUUGGCGCCCGAAAGGAUGCUCUUCAACACCCGAUUUCUGGGCACUCCUACCCUAUGGAAUCAAAUUUCGUUGCACUGUUCUCGUCAGAGACGGUCGCAUCACUCCAUUCAGCACUUGAAUAGAUCCCAACACUCAUUGGUGGCCAACUCGGGUACGACUGGUAACGAACUCGGGUGUAUCAGUUACCGAGUCUUCAGUACACAACCCUAUGACCGACAGUCGGGACAGACAGUCGGAUCGAUAGGUGAUACACUCGCGUUCCCUAUCUGGUCGUCUCAAUGUUUGGCGCUCGCCUUCACUGACACCCAAAGUAUAGCUAAUCGGCUCUUCAUCGCAAGACCCUAUCUUUGGCGCUCGUCUCUUCACACUCUGCGUCGACAUCGAUGGUCAACGCGGUUCCCUAUUUGGUUGUCGGGCCAUCACAUGGCAAACAUAACUCGACAAUUGGCGCCAUCAGCUCAUGGUGGUACAGAUAGUCGCAACCGGUGUUGCCUCGGCACUAACGCCACGCCAUUCAAGCCUAAUGCUAUCAACUCUCACGCCAUUCACACAACGCUAUACAGCCUCUAA